CAUAGAGAUAAGGAAGGUGGCAAGCCCAAGGCUCUGUGGUUUAGACCGCAGCUCCACCCGCGCCCCUAAGGGCGGGAAAAGGAAGGCCUGAUAAAAUUCCGAUUUCAGGAUGAAUUACAAUGAUGUUGAGAUUAUAUGAGCUGAAUAGGACAGAAAUGUGAGCACCGCCAGGCGGCUCUCUUGCGCUGGGUUAUGUUUGUGCCCCUUUCCGAUAGGAACCCGAAGUUUAGUUGGUGUUAUUUUCUUCCUAUCUCUAGGACGGGGAUCGUGAGUAGAACACAACGCGCCGUUGUUGACGGCAGGGGCGGCGCGCUGCUCAUGACGUAAGCAUCCUAUCCGGAAGCUUGAGCGCGGCGAUGGCGGCCUCCAUAGGCGGCAACGUGACUCAAAAGCGCUGAGGAAGAAAUCUUCAAAUUCUGAGGUAAGAUUAGUCCCUUGGUUGAAAGGCUGGAGGUCUUGUCCCGCAGGAAACACGCGCGUGUGACUUUCUUCUCAGAGCGAUCGCAUUCAUCAGACUCGCCUCUUAUGUCUCUAUCACAUGUAGGAGACGCAGGAAAUCGGCUGGCGAAGCUGCUCCUCAGUUUCAGGGAAAGCUUCAGGAGAACCCUGCUAGACCCAAAUUUAGUCCAGUAUCUUAUUUUCAACGAAGACAGAGAAGCCCACAGGCAAGGGAUUAAUGGCAGCAGCAUCUCUCCACAGUUGUCUGUUCCUAGUAUCCUGAUGUAUAAGUGAAUACUGCCUUUGAAUGUGGACAUUCUGUUGAGCUAUCCUGGCUCAUUGCUAUUGAUAGCUUUCUGAACUAGUGACCAUCUCCAGCACGUAAAGAAGUACUUUUAUUUGGUCUAUUCUGAACCUCCAAUCCAAUUUCAUCUGGUGAUCCUAAGAUCCUAAUAUUAUGAAAGAGGCAGAAAAUGUUCUAUUUACUUUCUCCAUGCUAUACAUAACAUGUGUUUCUUUCUCUCUCUGCUCCACCUUCACCUCAAUUACCUUUUUUGGGGGGGGGGGGAGAAAUGACUCCAAAAGCUUCUCUUUUGGCUAUGCUGAAUUGUAAUUAUUGAAGCUGAAGUCCAGCAAUACCUGGAGUAUCCCAACACAUUGACUAUUCCUGGUUUGUGAAGUCAGGAAUGUUGUUCUGUCUUGUACAUCAAGUUCUUUGUAAGCUGUAGUCCUAAACAUGCUUAUUAACUAUGGUGUUAGUAGCUGACAUUGAUUGAGAGUUUUGUUUGGAUUGCGCUAAUAUUGACUUUGCUUGCUUUCCACCACCCUUAAGAAACUCAAACGGCAGUGCUCUGAGUUUUUUCUUUUCUGUAGUUUUAUCAAAGGGCUGUAGCUCAGUGGUAGAGCAUGGAAACAUAAGGUUAUUGAUUCAACCUCUUGCAUCUUCAGGUAGGGCUGGGAAUGUCCCCUGUCUGAAAUUCUGAAGAGCUGAUGCCAGUUACUGUGGACAGUACUUGGCUAGAUAGGUCAGUGGUCUGACUAAGUAUAAGGCAGCUUUCUACUCCUAUGAUCAUUUAUUCCCUAGACUUCAUGUCAGUUCAGUUUGUGAUUGCUUUGCACAAGAUCCUGUGAUCCUGGAGAACCUUAAGACAGUUCAGAGUUGUUUUGAAACCACUUGUUGCUUUACAAGUUCAGGAUAUAUAGGUUUUGUUUUUGAGGCAAAAUACUGAUAUGUACUGAGUUCCGUUAGAAGGGUUUGGACAGCUAUUCUAGUCUGCUUUAGAUACAGAAUACUGCCAAAUAUUGAAGCUGUAUAAUGAGGAACAAAAUACUUGUUUUAGAUGAGGAUUAAAAUGUAUCAUGUCAGUCAAAAUGAGGGAGAGUAGGUUAGUUCAUAGGGGUAACGAAUAGUUUGUGAAUUGCUUUAAAAUUUGCAGUACAUGUUUGCUUAGUACUAUAGAUAGAUUUCAGUGUUUUGUGUACUCUUGUUCUCCCCUCCUCAGAAGCCUGUUCUACUUUCACCAUAUGAAAUUUGCAGCGCUGGAAGAUUAUAUUUUGCUACUUGAAGAACUUUUACUGUACUUAAGAUAAAAUGGCUGAGUACAAACCUGUUAAAGUUCAGUCUUUUCCAAAGCUUGGUGAGAAAGUAACAAAGGAUACUUCGUACUGGAAGAAUUUCAAGGUAAUAAUACAUUGUUUCAAUCUCACUAAUUUGACUUGGAGAUUGAAAGAGAAUGCAUGGAAACUUUGCAUUUGAGUUCUGUGCUUCCUUAUAUUAGAAUAAUAUUAUAUAUAUAUAUAUAUAUAUAUAUAUAUAUGGUUUUCUUAAAUAGGUGUACCUCUGCCGCAAUUAUACUGCUUUGUUAUGACACUAGAGUGCAAAGAAAAAUUUAAAACCUUUUAAAAACAGCUAUAAUGAAACAGAGAAACAACAAUGCAAGUACAUGAAUUAAAUAAUCAGAUGAAAUCCUGUACAUGCAAUUCCAUAUAGGAGUUAUAGCACUGAAACAAAUAAAACCUAGUACAUUUCUGAAUGGUUUUUAAAAGUUUGUAAUCUAAUAAAUAUUUUAACAUUUUGAUCUUCUCUCUCACUUUUGUAAAUAUCCUGUUAAAGGAACUGUCUUAAGAACACAAUGUUAAUUAUGUUACCAUUUUUUUAAGGCUCCUAUUCAGAUAAAGGAGUUUGGUGCAGUGAACAAAAUAGACUUUUCUCCAGUUCCUCCAUAUAACUAUGCUGUCACAGCUUCAUCAAGGGUAAGGUUUAAAAUAUAGUCCAGUUUUCAUAGCCUCUUCUUGUACUUGUAUUAUAUAGGGCUCUGCUAAGUUCGCUUGCACACUUAUUUUGUCUGCUUCUGUUGCAGCUGCGGAAGUAACACCAUAGGACUGUGCUGCCUUUAUCUGCAAAGGGCCUUUACAAUCCCGUUUGCCUCCAUAAAGCCCUGUUGAAAUUUUUGUUGUAUACAGAUAAUUAUCACCUGAUUGUUUGGGGCAUUAGGAUACAUGCAUUAUUUAGAAAAUAAACUAAAAAGGGAUGAAACAUAUGCUGGAAGGAAAAGCAUUUCUGGCAAUGGAAGGAUGGGGGAAAACUUAUUACUUAAGCAGCAAAAGUUUAUUUAUAUAUUGUAAUUUUUGAUGACAGGGAUGCGGGUGGCGCUGUGGGUUAAACCACAGAGCCUAGGACUUGCCGAUCAGGUCGGCGGUUCGAAUCCCCACGUCGGGGUGAGCUCCCGUUGCUCGGUCCCUGCUCCUGCCAACCUAGCAGUUUGAAAGCAUGUCAAAGUGCAAGUAGAUAAAUAGGUACUGCUCCAGCGGCAAGGUAAACGGCAUUCUCUCUCCCAUCCCUUGCAAGCCAAAUUUGACAGGUAGGUGGGACCACCUGUUUGCCAAUCACCUGACAUCACAAUGAUGCUUGCAUGGUUUGGAAUCAAAUCAAAUGUAUAGCCUGGAAGUGGUUCACAAAACCCAAUAGUCCACUGAGUGUUGCACUUUUACUUUGUCCCGUGUAAGUAACUGGUUGCCAUUCAGACCAAUGGGGUGGGGGUGGGGAAUUAAUUUUUCAGGGCUGUCAUUGCAUUAAUGGAAAACCCUGCCCCUUAUCAUCAUCCAUUUUUGACACUUUAUGCUCAAAUUCCAUAGAGGAAUAUACCUUUGUGCACAGAGCCUACAGGACCAAAUCUCCCCCUCUCCAUCCAUGAAGGGCCUUGUGCUAACAAUAGAUGGAAUGAAUGGCUGAAGUCCAGCAACAAUACUGCUAUUGGGCAAAAGAGAUAGUUUGGUAUUUCAGUUGCUUCUGGUUGUCAUGCUCUCCAUGUACACAUUACAUUUUGUUCUAGAUCCACAUUUACGGUCGAUACUCUCAAGAACCAAUCAAAACCUUCUCUCGCUUCAAAGAUGUAGCAUACUGUGCUACGUAUCGAGAUGAUGGGAAGUUGCUGGUUGCUGGCAGUGAAGAGGGCAGCAUUCGACUCUUUGAUACCAGUGGGAGAGCAGCGUUGCGACAGUUUGAUGGCCAUACUAAGUAAGAGAGCAUAUUUUACUUAAAACAGGUCCAUUCUGCAAAGAUUUGUGUUACACUCUGCAAGGUCCCUGGGUAUUGAAAAUGCAUUUAAUGAGUGCUUUUUGGGUAAUCACAAUGCAUCAAGCUUGUAGCCUGCAUUUUGCACUGAAUUUUUCUUUGAUGACUUCCCAUUUGAACCUUCCUGCCAAAUUGAGCUUUGUGUGCCUUCGUCUUGAGAGCUUUGAUUGCUAAAGAUCCAUGCAAGGCUUUGUCAGUUAUGGUCCUGCUGUUCUGGAAUACUAGUCACCUGAGGAAACUGGUUCACACCUCAGUCCAUUCCAGGUGGCUCACUUUAGUAUGUCUACUUUUCUUUUUUUAUGAUGUACAAAAGCAGGAAAUUUCAUUUAGCUUUCUGGUGAAUUCGUCACAUCAGACCACACAUCCAAGGUCAUCUCAGCAGAAUAUUCUCAGGAUUUCCAAUUCCUGGAUUUGCCUUGAAAGCUUUUGUGUCUAGGUCCUUUAGACAUUUGUCAGUAGUAAACUGCCUUACAGGCUUGUUGUGAGGAUAAAAUGGGGAGCGGAGGCCCAUGUAUGCCUCCUUGAACUUGGAGGAAAGGUGGGAUAUAAAUGUAGCCGUCAUCACCAUAAAUAAUACUGGAGAUGAAUGGAAAAUUCAUGUAUGUGACCAAACGUUCCAAAGGACUAAUUUGGGGAACUUUGAAUCUUUCUUUUUAGAGCAGUACAUGUUGUGGGCUUUCUAUCCGAUAAAUUCCGAAUAGUAUCUGGAGCAGAUGAUUACACAUCAAAGGUGUGGGACAUUUCAUCCGCAUCAGAAAUCGUAUCCUACAACGAGCACACAGACUAUGUGAGAUGUGGCUGUACUAGUAAACUGAAUGCUGAUCUUUUUGUAACAGGUUGGUGGUUCACGUUCUACUUCUCUGUGUCACUUCUGGGCACACUUUCUUUGUAGAUAUUGCAGGUUUACCAUAAAACAGAGCUGGAGAAUCAGGGCUGGAGGCCAAAUGCAACCCUUCAUGUCACUCUAUUUGGCCCUUGGUUCUUUUUCCCUAUGCCCCCCUCCAGCACAUGAUCUGGCUAGGCCACACCCCUCACCAGCCCCAUUUCAUGCCCUCCUUGAGUGCUUUUGCCUGGCUGGAAUAUGUCCUUGAACUUUGAUAAUGGCUACUUAGUUUCCUGGAUGGGAGGACAGAGAGGUGUAUAUGUGAGACAACUAGCCUGCUCCUCACAAAGGUACAUUUAUUGCUCUGCCCACUUUUGCCCCUGGCCCCACCCACCACUGGCAUUUUGCUCUUGGGAGGUUGCCCAGAAAAGAAUGUGACCUUCAGGCUGAAAGAGUUUCCCCAUUCCUGCUAUAGAAGGCUUGCUUUCCUUAUUGCUCUGUAACUGCCAUUUGCUUCUCUAAUUUAAUGCCUUCUUAAUAUUGUGUUAGGGGACGUGGGUGGCACUGUGGGUUAAACCACAGAGCCUAGGACUUGCAGAUCAGAAGGUCGGCAGUUCGAAUCCCUGUGACAGGGUGAGCUCCUGUUGCUUGGUCCCAGCUCCUGCCAACCUAGCAGUUCGAAAGCACGUCAGAGUGCAAGUAGAUAAAUAGGUACCGCUCCGGCGGGAAGGUAAACUGCGUUUCCGUGUGCUGCUCUGGUUCGCCAGAAGUGGCUUAGUCAUACUGGCCACAUGACCCGGAAGCUGUACACCGGCUCCCUCGGCCAAUAAAGCGAGAUGAGCGCCGCAAACCCUGAGUCGGUCACGACUGGACCUAAUGGUCAGGGGUCCCUUUACCUAAUAUUGUGCUGCUUGCAAAUUUUUGUGGCUCUGUUCAGGCAGAAUGAUUUUCUGCUUAAGCUGAAUUUUUUUUUUGCACUUGCAUUUUCUUUUCUUCACUCUUGAUCUAAGUAGAAGUCAUUGCAUAAGAAGACAUAAUUGUAGUUGGCUCAUUUAAAAAUAUAGCAGCCCAGACAUUAUGGGCGAUGAGAGAGGAGUCACUAAAUGGUUUCCAUGGAUUAAAAUCACAAAUCAAAUGAAAACAAGAUUCAAACCCCACAAGUGUUUGCUGCACUCUUUUUAGUGAGCAAUUUAUUUUAGACUUGAUAACAGUAACUUCUGGAAUCAUGCUUGGGUAAAGUGGUGUGUCCCUUCAGAACUGUUGCUUUCAGUGUGAUUUGGUGUGGAAGGGUGAGAUGUAGUUGAUCAUUGAUGUUUUAUAUUAGUCCCGUGGCUGUUUCAAUAAUACACAUGCUUUGGGUCUGGGCGGGGGGGUUGCACCUAGAACAACAUUCUGUUAUUCUAUGUAUGUUAAAAUCUUGGGGUUGCAUCCGGCUAAGUCAUAUGCAGUACAGACUCAUUGAAAUAGUAGGCUUGUAGUCAUGAUGUCAACUGUUACAACCCUCAAACUCUUCUUUUUCCUUAUUUCUGGGAUGCCUUCUAGGUUCAUACGAUCAUACUGUGAAAGUGUUUGAUACACGGGCAGAAAAAAGUGUCAUGACGAUAGAACAUGGGCAGCCGGUUGAGAGUGUUAAUCUCUUUCCUUCCGGAGGUCUUCUUGUGACUGCAGGUAUUUCAUCAAACGGGCAGUUUCCCUCCCUCCCUCCUUCCACCCAACCAUACAGCUUGUUUCUAGUUCUAUCUGCAAUGAUUCUCUUAUUUAUUUCCCUCUUUGUCAUCGAUAGAGGGUGCAGACCCGAGUGACAAGAGUGUGCUUCUGCAAGGUUCUGUACCAUUUGUGGCUGAAGCCCUGUGCUUGCUAGAUAGUAGCUUCUAAGUCUUUUUUCUUUUUUCAAGGGCAUAUUGAAAUGCUGUUUUCAGUCUUGGUUUUCCAUCAUCCUUUUAAGAAAAAAACAUGCAAGAUUGACUUUGGAGUGUCAGAGGGAGAUAUGUGUGUCUUUCCUUUUGCUGCUGUUCAUGUAGGUCUCUGUGUAUAAUGCAGUCUGUAUGGGAGACAAGUGCUUCCUACUGUAAGGGGAUGUUUUAUCUUCUAUUAGAUUAUAUGUUCUGGGUGGGGAAUAUGUGGUCCUCUAGAGAUUGCUGUGCUACAGCUCCCACCAUCCCUGAUCAGUGGCCAGGCUAGCUAGGGCUGAUGGCAGUUGCAGUUCAGUAACAUCUAGAGGGCCAUAAGUUCCCCCACCUAUCAUCCCUAGCUAGCAGGACCAUUGGUCAGGGACGAUGGGGAUUGUAGUCCCCAAAACAGCUGGAGAUCCAAGUUUGGGAAACCCUGGCCUAGAGGGAAAAUUGUGGCAUGCCUAUGAAAUGCCUUGUUUACUAUUUGUGUACAAAUAAUCCUUUCUUUUUAAAAGGUGGUCGUUAUGUUAAAGUCUGGGACUUCCUUAGAGGAGGACAGUUACUAGUGUCCUUGAGAAAUCACCAUAAGACUGUAACCUGUUUGUGUCUGAGUAGCUCUGGUCAGAGACUGCUUUCCGGCUCACUAGACAGGUUUGUAUUUUUCAGUUUCUCUUACUGGCUUUUUAGAGAGCUUUCCAUGUAGAAGUGUAAUUCCAUACACAGAGCUGUGUGUUUUCUGUUUUGUCUUGCAACUGGUUAAAGGUGCCUUUAUCACCAUUAGCUUUCAGAAGGAAUUUCAGAAAAAUUUCUUUUUACCCAGGAAUUUGGUGGAAUUCUGCUCCUGGCAACACGAAAAUCGCUGGUUGGAAGAAUGGUUGUUGUUGUUGUUGUUGUUUUUACAUGCAAUUGUUUUCAGAAAGUUUUUGCUUUGUUUUUGUCUUUAAAUUGUGGAUUUGUUUGCUAUCUUGGGCUCCUUCGGGAGGAAUGGUGGGUUAUAAAUUCAAUAAACAAGCAGACUGCAGAAUGUAGAGCUGGAUAUACAAUUUAGCAGCGUUCCUAGAAUAUUGACUUGCGUGCAUUCUUACUCUACUUCUGGUUUCCCCCUUCACUAAAAGAUAUGACUUGAAAAUAUGGGUUUAGCCACAUAUUAUUAUUAUUAUUAUUAUUUUUUGUAGCAACUGGGUGCAAGUCACAUUUUCAUGAAAUAUUUAACCUACUCUGAAAUCAGUAUUUUUGUUUUCUCUUUGUAGGCAUGUGAAGGUUUACAGUACAACUUCCUACAAGGUCGUCCACAGCUUUAACUAUGCAGCAUCUAUUCUCAGUCUUGCCUUGGCAGUAAGUACUAAAAUAAACCUUCUGGCAAGUGAUGACUACCUGACAAUUUGAAAAUUGAGCUUAGACACACACUAGGUCACACACUGGCUUCUUCAUAGAAUUGUAGGAUUGGUAGGCACCCCAAGAGGUUUCUUUCAGUUGUGCUUGCAAUAAUGGUAUGGAAGCAAUGUGGAAAACGCCCUCCCCCCUCGAAAGGGGUCUGUCUGGAAUGUAUUGCACCAGGUUUUCUUUCAAAUAGAUAUUGUUUGCACCAGGCAGGUGAUUACAGGUGAGGUGACAGUACUGCCCAAAGCCAUCUUAGAUCGCCUUAAUUGUCAAUAGGUACAUGAACCAUCAAAUUUGGCAAGUUAAAGGCUGUUGGCACCAAUGUCGAUCACUUCAAUCCCUCAAGCACUGGACAGCACAAUCCUAUGCAUGCUUAUCUUUAAAUAAACCCUGUGGAACUUGCUUUCGAAUAAGCAUGCAUAAGAUUACAUUAUUAGACUAGAAGAAGUUGCUGGGGCUUAACCUCACCUGGGUCACAGCUCCAUCAUACAUUUAAAGCUCUCUUGUUCCUCUUUAAGAGUCGUCCCCACCCCCAAGAAUGCUUGGAGCUAUAGUAGUUGUUAAGGGAGCUGAGAGGUGUUAGGAGGCCCUUAAACGGAGUACGGUACCCAGGAUUUUUUGCAGGAGGGAAGCUAUGACUUUUAAAAGGGAAUGAGAGUGCCUGAUAUAUGUGUUGUGGGUGUAGCCUAGGCCAGGUAAUUAGGGACAGCCUUUAACUUGAUUCCAUUCUUGAUGUCUUUUCACAAUUGCCCUCUGCUCAGAAUAGGAUAUUAGAAGCCAUUGUUUCCUUAUUUUAUAUACUGCCCUGAUACCUAACUGCUGAAGGGCAGCUAAAAAAAAAUCUCUUAAUAAAAUAAAUGUUACCCAAGGCAAUUCUUCUUUGCUGUAAAUGGGAAGCUUUAAACUAAAGCCAGAGAACUAAAAAUGUGUGUCUGAGUUACAGUUUCUGGGUAAGCAAGCCUGUUUCUCUUUCUUUUUAGCCUGAGGAUGAAUCUCUAGUUGUAGGCAUGACAAAUGGAAUACUGAAUGUUAAACACCGGAAGCAUGAAGGUGCAAGAGAGCUUCUUCAGCAGAGGAGAAGGCCCGCCUAUAGGACCUUUGUGAAAGGAAAGAACUACAUGCCGAAGCAGGUAUGGAACAAAAGGAUGCACAGAGCAAGUCCUGUUUUCUACUAGCAAAAGAGGUGCCUUAACACAUCAUGUUUUUGAAACUGAGUAACAAAGACUUAAGGGGAAGUUAGUUAGGCUGCAACAUUUCAUUGACUGAUCAGUUGGAGGAACUUAGGAAGCUGCCGUAUACUGAAUCAGACCAUUCCUUACUUUUAGUGUACAGUGGUACCUCGGGUUACAUAUGCUUCAGGUUACAGACUCCGCUAACCCAGAAAUAGUGCUUCAGGUUAAGAUCUUUGCUUCAGGAUGAGAACAGAAAUCGCACAGUGGCAGCGGGAGGCCCCAUUAACUGAAGUGGUGCUUCAGGUUAAGAACAGUUUCAGGUUAAGAACGGACCUCUGGAACAAAUUAAGUACUUAACCCGAGGUAACACUGUACUGGGUGUAGGGGAAAAUAAACUUGACAAGAACAAAAUGUGUCUGGUUUUGCAUUUCUAUGGCAGGAUAAACUAUGCAAACAAUACAAAGGUGAUAUUGAAGUAGGUGGGAUGGUGAUUUGUGGGUUUUAUCAUGGAUUGUCUCUCCCUUCAUCUUUUAGGAGGAUUUCAUUGUAAGUAGGCCUGCCAAAACCUAUUUGAAGAAAUAUGAUAAGCUCCUGAGAAGUUUCCAGGUUUCUAAGGCUCUUGAUGCUGUACUUGAGGUAAGCUAGUAGGACUUGAGUCACCUUUUAGAUUGAGUGAUUCUGUUUCAGUUACACUAUUGUACCGUAAAACUCUUUCCAGUGAAUCUGCCAUAAAAUGAUCCAUAAACAAAGGCCUUCUAUUGUUCAUAGGGCUGUGUACAACUAAAUAAUUGUGCAGAAUGACUCCCACAAGUACAACACAACUUGCCCUUCCUCUGCUCUGGGGUCCCUCCAGCUCUGGAUCAGAUUUGGGGGAACGUGGAGGGAGGAGAGGGAGAGGCUGUUCCAUUGUGUUUGCAGUAGUCAUCAUGUACAGUCAGUAGAGAUAAAGCCCAUAGUUACAGCAUGGAUGUUACUGCCAACAGUGGGAAAUCUCAAGAAAAGGUUGUUGUGUAUUUUUGUUGUAGUUGGCAUCCAUCUGUCUCGAGAGACAGUGCAGUGCACCUUCGGGGGUGAAGUCAAAUUCUUGUGUCAGCAACACCAAAGCGACCUCCCCGUGGUGCAAGCCUGAGCAGUGUGUAUGGAGGUCCUGGGCUGCCCAGGCAAAAAGACCGCCCACUCAGUCUCGCUGAUGUGGUCCAAAGCACAGCAAAGCAAUACGUUUGGCACCAGCUGCAGGAGUUGUCGGAAGGAGGCGUACAAGGUGCCACCCAACUGUCUUAGGGACCCCACUCCAUUUGUGUAGGGUUUACUUCUGAGCCUUAAUGAACUAAAAAAUACUCAAGUACCUUUUUAUAUUUGAUGAGCCAUGCUUUCUUCUGUUUUAUAUACUUACUUAUACCAGAAAGCAAAACUCACAAGUGCUAGUCUUGGAGUAACUGUAGAAUGGUCCUUUCUGCCUGGCCGAUGAUGGCCCUCCAGACCUUUCCAUCUGGCCCUGGGACUCUUCCCAGGCCACACCCCUCACCAGGUCUGCUUUCCUGUGUCCUUGAGUGUAUUUGCCUACUAGAAUGUGUCCUGGAUUCCUGAUUAUGCCACACAUUCUUGGACAGAGGGAGAGGAAUGAGAGUAUGUAAAACUAAUCUAUGCAUGUCAAGCUUUUCAUUGCUCUACCUAUUUUUCUCUCUGGCCUCGCCUAGCGCUCAUAUGUGGCCCUCAGAAAAUUGCCCAGAAAGAAAUGCAGCCUUCUUGCUGAAAAACAUUCCCCAGCUCUAGUCUAGCCAAAAUCUACAGACUCUUAUCACCACUGCUGGGCAUGGGCUCCAUUUGUAGAAAUAACAUCUUAUUUUGGUUGGGAAUAGAAGCCAGAGUUGUAGAUGUUUCACUUGAUGGUCCUUGAGCAGCUCCUUGCUAUUAAAGGACUGACAGGAACUGGAGGCUUAGAAGCCCAAUGAGCUGUCCCGUUAAUGAACUUUAGAUACAUUCUGAAUGCAUUCCCUUUUCUUUAUGGACAAGGCAUGAUUCAAUUUGCUUAAGUUCAUGCAACCCCCUUUCUUUGUGCUUCUAGGAUUCCGCGAGGAAAAAGCCACCUGAAGUUAUAGUCACGCUCUUUCAGGAAUUAAACCGCAGAGGAACCUUGAAAAACGCACUCGCAGGGAGAGAUGAAAAACAGCUCAGUGUCCUCCUUUCUUUCUUGAUAAGGUAAUUGCUUUUGUAAUUGUGUUUUCUGGGCCAAAAAAUUGGGCUACAGAUUGGGAGAAAUGGCACUGGGGAUUCUGCUUCCUAAAGCAAGGCUUUCAAUUCUGCCAUGUCAAAGUGGAACAAAGAAAGGUCAGCUUGUGAAGGUUUGGGUGGGAUGAUCACAGGAACCCAGUCCUGGCAAAGCACUGCUUAGCUUCUAUGUACACAUCUGAAAUAGAUGCCUACAGCCAGAGAGCCAGCAAGUUAGGUCAGAUUGGCACAUGCAAUUCAGCCCCCCCCCCCCCCCCGCUUUUAGCUCUCACCUCUCCUCUUCGGAUUGCUGCAGCUGGCAGAAUAACUGGAGGAGCAGAAGGAGCUAUUGAGACGUUACUGGGCAACAACUCCCCUUAUCCUUGGGUCAUUGGCCAUCCUAGCCAGGGCUGAUGGAAGUUUGAGUCUCUGCAGCAUCUGCAGUUCAUAGUGUUGGCUACCCCUGCUUUUUAGCAACUUUAUAGCCCCAUAACUUCCUUUCCCUGCCUGGCACAUGGCAUCUGUUCCUUCUUUUCAAAAGUCAUUGCGUUUGCAAGCUUCUUAAAAAGAAAUCCUUUGCCUGAAAGUUGUGGCUCUCUUCUCCUUUUCAUGCAUCACCUCUGGUUUCAUGAAGCCCAACUAUCUAGCUGUUUAGAGGUGGAAGUCCUCCAUGUACAUUAGUACCUCGGGUUAAGAACUUAAUUCGUUCUGGAGGUCCGUUCUUAACCUGAAACUGUUCUUAACCUGAAGCACCACUUUAGCUAAUGGGACCUCCCGCACCGCCGCUGUGUGAUUUCUGUUUUCAUCCUGAAGCAAAGUUCUUAACCCGAGGUACUAUUUCUGGGUUAGCGGAGUCUGUAACCUGAAGCGUCUGUAACCCAAGGUACCACUGUAUGUGAUUCUUUAAUAUGGAUGUUGGAAUGGUAUAAUCCUUAAUUCUUACUUAUUCUGAAUACCUAGCUCAUAGAAGAGAGGUAAAUAUGAUUGGUAGAAGUACCCUCACUUCCUCUCUUGUUAACAGAAAUAGGAUGGAAGGGAAGGAACUUUGGUAGCCAGCAGUUGUCCUCUAUUUCUCACUUGCAUCUCACCAUCUCCGUACAGCACCUUCUCCCUAUGACAGAGAACAUAGCCUUCAGUGUGUUACUUCUACAAUAGUGAAAAUUGCUAACAUCUGGCUAUUAACUUGCAGACACGUGACUGAUGCAAGAUUUGCUCCUGUGCUGAUAAACAUUGCAGAAAUGAUUAUAGGUAAGUACUAAUAUCUGACAAUACUAAUAGAAUUGAUUCAUACCCAGGUAACCCAAGACACCCUUUUUCUGUUCACAAAGAAGGAUGCCCAUGCUAUGUAUUGGUAUGGCCUUUGCUUUGUGUACAAGGCUUUCUUACACUACCAUGAUAACCAAUUUAAUAGAAGUUUGUGGUCUGAAGGCGCAUGAUGUGGGUCGGGAUCUGGUUAGUGACUGGAUGAGAGAUCGUCUGAUCGCUGCAUGUGCCAUCCUGAAUUCUACUAUAGAAGAAAGAUGGGAAAGGCAUGGGGUCAGGCAAGGGGCACUGCAGUAGGAUAGAGGAAAUUGGCUGAAACUGAGCGGAGACACCUUGUGCAAGGGGCCUGAUUUUUAUUUCCUUGCUCCCACUGCAGCACCACUUUUCAUCCCAUGGCAUUUCACAGGGGCCCCCGAAUCCAUAGUUCGUGCAUCUUCAGAGGGCCGCAGUGGAGAGGAGGGGAUGGGGAAAUCCCCUUGCAUGAAUGUCCUUAUGCUGUUGUGCCUCUGGAUGCAAACCAAUAAUUAAACUUUACUUUUUCUUAAAGGCCUAUGUAUAUUAAAAGAUACUCACCUGGUAUGUAAAAAGUGAUUGGCUCUGAGGUCUUCUUUGAGCAGAAGACCAAGGACAGGGUGCUUCAAUUGAAAAGAUGCUGAGUUCACUUGCCAGCCGCCCUAUCUCUGGGUGGCUGAGGCACCUUGAUGGUCUGAUGGAGAUCAUAGUUACUGGGCAGUUUGCUGUGUGAGAAGCUGACCCUUUUAAAGUCGACACACACAGUUUUGCUUGUGGCUGGAUUUAAGCCCUUUCAUAGAAAGCCUUCCAUGCCAGUCCUGUCCUUGUUUUGCUUUCCACAGAGACUAGAUAAUUUAUUACGGUCAAAGACCAGCUCACGUAACAUAACAAUAAAAACAGCAUUCAUAAAGAUAAAAAAUACAAUUGGAGCAGAUUGCAGCAAUAGCUCAUGAGUUAAAAUUGAGAUAUAUACAUACACCCGUACAACUGAGAUUUGGGCUACCAUAAAAAAAAUUGACCCUGAGACUAAUUGAAAGCUGGUUGUGACUUACGUUGCCAGCUGCUUUGGAAGCUUGAGCAAAGCACUUUUAUAAAUGUGUUGAUAAUAAUAAAAGGUUUCCUUCUAAAAAGCAAAAUUAAUAAAAUAUCUGCUUAUAACAGUUAUAAAGGUAACUGUUAAUUGAACAAUUUUGAAAGCACUUUUAGACCUCAUUUUAUUUUAUUGAAAAAGCAUUGUCUUUUUUUAUAAACAAUGACCGUCAGGAUGAUCAUAGCAUUUGUAUUGCAUUUAUUAAACUUCUCACUGCCUCUUUCAUUUGAUGCAAGAUGCCAGCCUGCAAAACCUUGCUGUCUUCAAUAAAACGAUUUUAGACUUUUUAAAGGUGCGGCUGGAAACUCGUUUUAGGCUUAUAAGAUGUGAUAAACCCCAAUAAGCAGGGAUGUUCCAUUUUAACUUGUAUCUCUUCCUUCGCAGAAAUCUACAUGCCUGUGGUUGGACAGUCCUCGGUUAUUGACAGGCAAUUUCUAAAACUUCAAAAUCUCAUUGAAAAAGAGAUUGAUCUCCAAGAAGAAUUACUAGAAGUCUUGGGGAUGAUGGAUGCACUGUUUGCUACCAUGGCAAGAAAAAAGCCCAUGGGACUGGACAAGGACAGUACUGAUGGUUUAUAGAGGGCACUGGAACAAUGUCCAUUGCUGGACAACUUCACCUGAGAGUUCAUUGCAUUUGAUUCUUAUUUUCACUAUACCUUUCCUCCCAAAAAAGUAUUGCUUUGAAGCAGGAGAAAAAUGGCAGGGUAUCUUUUUGAAGGGUACAAAUUACUGGUGAUUGAAGAACAAAGACCCUUUGGGAUUUAUCUUUUUUUGCCACAAGGUUUUUUGGUUUUUUUUAAUCAGAAGCAAUUUAACUGUUAAAAUAUUUCUGCCUAUAUUGUGUAAAGUUGGACUUUAUUUAUACAAACCCAUUGGGCCCUCAAUUAUAUGGUCACAGACAGAUAAUUCAGGUAUCUUCAGCUUUUUCUCCUUGCUUUCUUGAAGAGACAUUUAUGGAAUACCCAGCUAUUCAAAUAGAAAGAAAUAUGGCAGUUUCAGUGAAAUUAGAUGGUGUCGUUUCUGAUUUUAAAUUUCUCACAUGGAACAAUUGGUGGUCAGUAAGGCCUGAUUUCAUGUUGGAAAACUAUAUGCGUGUUCUCAGCUUUUCAGCAGAAUUCGUGCUAUGUGUGUUAAAUAUGAAAAUAACAUCAUGUUUAAAUAGCAUCUGAUGCUGCUUAUGAUGAAUAUAUUUCCCUUUUUUAAAAUAACUUUAAAUCCUAAGGAUAAAAUUUUUAACAUCAACACUGACUUUGGCUACAUUAUUUAUUCCAACUGAUUAAAACACAUGUUGAGUAUUUGCUAAAUACAUGGUUGAUUUCUCCCCCGCAUCACAUCAUAGGAAUAGGAGCAGUGUGUCGACGAAGGGCUCUGAUUAUUCAUAACUCUUUCUAAUCCAAAUGACAAGUCUGUUUUGUACAGUGAUGCCAGGAUUGCCCAAUGGUGGCUAUGUAUGUUGAUAAUUGCCAAACAUGUAAGAAGUUUACAUUUGAUCUGUACCAUGAUAUUGUGCUUCAAAUCAGCAAGUUAUAAGUUAAGGUCUGAAUAUACUCGUUUUACCAAAAUAGGAAUAUCAUCGUUAUCAGGAAAAAAUGUGUGCCUUUUUAAAGGUGAAAAGGCUCAGAAAUGGGACCACCUCUUGUAACUUUCACACCAACAAGCAGCCUCUUCACUUUUAACAUCUUUCAGUGCAAAGAAUCCAGAUGCUGGAAGCUUAGUAAACUGAAGAGGCUAUUUCUGCUUCUGUUCUACGCUGGUGGAGGCACAUGAUCACUGAAUAAGAAGCAGUUACUACCUAGCAAGUUAGUACCAGCUGGGUCCUCAUCUCUUUUAGCCAGGGUUCUGGUUUAAUCUAGUAUAUUUAUGUUAAAAAGGUAAUGGUAAAGGACCCCUAGAUGGUUAAGUCCAGUCUAAUUCGACCAUGGGGUUGCAGUGCUCAUUUCACUUUCAGGCCGAGGGAGCUGGCGUUUCUCCGCAGACAGCUUUCCGGGUCAUGUGGCCAGUGUGACUAAACUACUUCUGGCACAACGGAGCACCGUGACGAAUGCCAGAGUGCACAGAAAUGCCGUUUAUCUUCCCGCCUCAGCGGUACCUAUUUAUCUACUUGCGCUGGUAUGCUUUCGAACUGCUAAGGACAAAGCAAUGGGAACUCAACCUGUCACAUGGAUUACAAUCAGCUAGCCUAAGAGGCUCAGUGGUUUAGACCACAGCAUCACCUGCUGUUAGCAAGUUAUAUGUUAGCAAACUAAAAGCAAAACAUGCUUUUUAUAUAUGGAAGAUUUUUUUCAGAGGUUGGAUGCAUUGAAGAAGAUCUUGCUCAAACUAGAACUGCAAGCCAUAAGGAAAAUCUUCAUUUGUAUCCCUUCCUGGUAUGCUUUUCUUCGUUAAUUACAUUGGCCGGGGGAAUACAGUGGUAUCUAGGUUUACAAACUUAAUCCGUUCCGGAAGUCCGUUUUUAAACCAAAGCCAUUCUUAAACUGAAGCACGCUUUCCCUAAUGAGGCCUCCCACCACCGGUGCCCAUUGACCAUUUGGAUUCCGUUCUUAGACCGAGGUAAAGUUCGCAAACCGGGACACUACUUCUGGUUUUGCGGAGUUCGUAAACUGAAUAGUUUGUAAACAGGGCUGUUCUUUAACUGAGCUACCACUGUAUCUGGAUUUCCCCCCUAGAAGGCAGGGCUGAUGAGAACUAAAUGUGAACCUAUACAUCUGUUUAGAAAAUAUAUGUGAAUAGAGCUUCUGGAAGUAGCUCUUGCUGUCCAUUGUGCUGUGGUCUAUUGCUUAUCUGUAGUUUUACCCAAGGGCUGUAACUCAGUGGUAUCUUCUUUGCUAAUGGAGCUUGUAUGUGUUUGCUACCAUCUUUGCUUGUGCUGAAGCCUGAGAUGAGAGCUUCCCUUUUUUUGUAGGUGCUCAUGCCACCUCUGCAGAAACAGAAUGCUCACAGGUAAGUCUGAAACCUUGCCUUCUGGUGCCAGUAACCUGAUAUAGUUAACACAUAGCCUAAUUGCCUGUUUCAAGGUGAGUUAUUCUUAGCUCAACUAUGAGAUGAGGUGGCCUCCAGAUGAAUCUCAAGUCCUGGGUCACAACAAAGUUAUGUUCUUUUCAUAGGAAACCUUCAAACUUCUUCUAAAAAUUAUGACUUUGCAGUGAAACAGGUGACUGGUUUCGUUAGGGGUGGUGUAGUCUCCUCUCCGCCCCCCCCCCCACUCCAUUGUGCAGUAACGCAGAGAGAUGGUUGUGAAAUACAACCCAAGCAGUUUCAGUGAGAGAAGGAAAUCCAAGAUGCUUCCAGGGUCACUGAGAAAGCUUGUGUAUGGACUUGGCAUGUCAGUUGCGAAUUCACCAGGGCUAGCCGUUCCAGUUGUACAGCUUAAUGACAGUUACAAAUCACACAAUCUUAAAGCUUAAUUUGAGGUUUUCUUGCAGAGAAACGUGUUUAAAAACAUGUUUUAUUUUGUGAAAAUAUCAUUUUUUUUCUGGAGGCCUGUAAGCUUUCAUUGGUGCAAUUGUCAGAUGAAUCGAUCACCAGAAAACUUUAGUUGCUUUCUCAAUGGGGGCUAAUUUUAGUUGGUGGAAUGGAGAGUUAAGAGCGCAAUUGCAAGCAGGCCAUUUUGGUUCCCGUGUACUGCUUAAACAGAUGGGCGGUGGGUGGGGAGGAAUGUGAUGAUAACCUUACUUUCCAACAAUCGCUAGGGGGCCUUGUUAAAGUCAUACAUUUAUCUCAUACUGCUUUCACUGUCUGAAAAGAUACCUGCCAUGAAGAUCCGUAAUUUGCAUAUUUAUUUAAAGAUAAUAAACUAUAAUGGCCUGUUUUUUUGAACCACAACCAUCACCAAUUUUAUCUACUACAUGCAUUUUUAGAGAAAAGUGCAGCCUUUUAAAAAUAAAAAAGUUGCAUUACUUUAAGUGGCAUGUCUGUUUCCAGUAAUUUACAUACAGAUGCAUGAUGCUGGUUUCACUCCUUUGAUUUUCAAAGUCCCAGCUUAGGAAUGGGGAAACUUUGACCCUCCAAAUAUUUUGGGGCCACAGCUCCCAACAUUCCUGAUCAUUGGCCAUGCUAGCUGGGGCUGAUGGGAAUUGGAGUUCAGUAACCUCAGAGGGCCACAGGUUCGCCAUCCCUCUCCUAACCACACUAAUAGAUUGCUUGAUUGACCCCCUAAGAUACCUAAUUGAAUAGCCUGCUGUUUGAAAGGGAUGCUUAUAUAUCUGAUAGGAUUCUUUAUUAGAAUGCUAAGUCUUUUGGGAAAGAAAUUCAGUCUUACCCAAAUGGCUUCAGAAACGUUUCAAAGAAAUCAGAAGUAUAGAUAAACAGGAGUGAGAUUUAAAGAUAAGCUGAGAUGGAGUAGGAAGGAGAAAAGUAAAUUAAUUGUAAAUGGAAUGACUAAGAAUCAUACACUUACUGCUAGUUAAGUUGCUCAAGGCAGGAGAUACUCCUAUUGAGAUUGAUGUUUCCCAUGCAUCACCAUCUAUGUGACCAGGAAUAUUUUUAUAACUUGCUUCCAGAUGAAAAGUUUGACAUGGAGUACUGUAAUACUGAUUUAUGGUGCAGAACUUCAGUAUACAGUGGUACCUCGGGUUAAGAACUUAAUUUGUUCUGGAGAUUCGUUCUUAACCUGAAACUGUUCUUAACCUGAGGUACCACUUUAGCUAAUGGGGCCUCCCGCUGCUGCCACGCCGCUGCCGCGUGAUUUCUGUUCUCAUCCUGAAGCAAAGUUCUUAACCCGAGGUUCUAUUUCUGGAUUAGUGGAGUCUGUAACUUGAAGCAUCUGUACCCUGAGGUACCACUGUAUAGUUAAGAAUGCUGAACUCUUUUAACAGUAGACAAGAUACUGUUUUUGUUUAUUUGUAAAGCAAACAGAGUGUUAUGAUAGAGCUGUUGUUGCUCGUGCUUCAUGUAGUCAUUUGUUUGUUAAACCAUCAUUUGAUUAAAUGCUAUUCAC
This is a messenger RNA of Podarcis lilfordi (Lilford's wall lizard), 18787 nucleotides long. Lineage: Eukaryota; Metazoa; Chordata; Lepidosauria; Squamata; Lacertidae. The record is from the annotation of a GenBank genome assembly.